GUACGUCGUGUCGGGCGUCACGGCCAGCUUCUUCAUCUGCACCGACGACUUCGGGUCCAGCGUCGCCGGGUCCAGCGUGGGCACCGCGCUCCAGACGCUCUUGCCCGAGUUCUUCUGCACGACGACGUACGUGAGGCCGCCGCAGCAGAACACGAGGCCGAUGAGGUACACCACGGACUGCAGUGGACGGGCGAGGAGUGCCAGGCCGGCGACGCGGGCCUGCCGGCCGCGUGCGCGCCGCCGCCGCCGACGCCCGCGCCGACGAAGGAGUUCCCGACGUGCGGCGUGCGCAUCAGCCUCGGCAACGGGGCUGGCUUCCAUUGCGAAGAUGAUCCCUCGGCGACGGAGCACGCCGGCAAGAAGAUCGUCUUCGCGUGCUGCGACGCCGACAUGCGUUACAGCACGUGCACGCGGGCGGAUGCGGACGGCGAGUGCUACGCGGGUUUCCUGAAUCCGGUAUCGAAUUUCGCGCCGAAGACGUGGCACGAGGCCACGAACGUGUGCGCGGCCGAAGGCAAGGUCCUCUGCGGCGUCGAGCAGCCGUGCAUGAACAAGGGGUGCCACUACAACGGUCACUACCAGUGGACGGGCGAGGAG
This is a messenger RNA of Pelagomonas calceolata, 597 nucleotides long. Lineage: Eukaryota; Pelagophyceae; Pelagomonadales; Pelagomonadaceae. The record is from the annotation of a GenBank genome assembly.